AUGAGGCCUCAAGAUGUUCCUGAGGACCAAGUCAUCUUAAGGAUAUUUCCUUAUUCACUAGAAGAUGCAGCAAGGGAGUGGAUGUACUGUUUAGCACCUAGAUCCAUCACCAGCUGGGAUGAUAUGAAGAGCUUGGAUAGGAGUAUGAUUGAUGUUGCCGGUGGUGGAGCACUAGAAGCUACGACUCCUACUGAAGCCAGGAACUUGAUUGAGAAGAUGGCUUCCAACUCCCAGCAGUUUGGCACCAAGAGUGAUACUAUUGUGGUGAAGGGAGUACAUGAUAUUGCUACCCAGUCUUCAUCAUCUGACGAUAGGAAAUUGGAAAGCAAGCUCGAUUCUCUUGUGAGUUUGGUGUCACAGAUGGCUUCAAAUCAGAGACUAGCAUCUCCAUCUAAAUUUGUUGCACGACAUUGUGGUAUAUGUUUCUCCUAUGAGCACUAUACAUAUGAAUGUCCUACUUUGCAGUAA
Vigna radiata var. radiata (mung bean) is the source of this 468-nucleotide messenger RNA. RefSeq lists its product as uncharacterized. Lineage: Eukaryota; Viridiplantae; Streptophyta; Magnoliopsida; Fabales; Fabaceae. The record is from RefSeq and is a predicted model, not a curated record. The transcript has 2 exons. The coding region runs from base 1 to 468 and encodes 155 amino acids.